This is a messenger RNA of Peronospora matthiolae, 99 nucleotides long. The record is from the annotation of a GenBank genome assembly. Lineage: Eukaryota; Oomycota; Peronosporomycetes; Peronosporales; Peronosporaceae.
AUGGACUAUCGAUCGUUUGCCACUUGGAUUCAGUCGAUGUACAAACUGUACCGCGACUACACACACGAUGAGCUCUCUUCUAUUCACGUUAUCGUGUAG